CCCGCUCCCUUCCGGCAGUCAGGAACCCGCGUGCACCUGGAGGACCCUUCCAUGGCAAGCAGAGAAUUAGACCCUAGUCACGGUCUAUCUAUCAUAUUUGGGGCGAUGGAGGGUUCUUAAGCGCCUUUGGGUCUGCGAAUCCGACUGCCCACGCAUAGCAGAGGAGAGGAGGCUAGGGUUUCCUCGCGGGAAAAAAGCGGCGGCGAGGAGAGGAGGCUAGGGUUUCCAAGUUGCGUGUCAUAUUUAGAUUGAGAUUGAGAUGGAUUCGAAGGAGGGGAAGUCCGAGAUGCAGAUGGAUGCGGGGGCGAGCAAGGAUGCGGCGGCCGGGAAGAGGAAGAAAAGGGUACCUAGGAUUGGAAAGAAAGCAGAGGAACCGAGGGUGAGGAAGACGGUCAAGGAAACGCGUCACCGGGCGCCGCCAGUAUACGAGGCGACAUUGGCUGUCUUUGAAGAUGAUCGCUACGAGUUCAGCAGAUGGUGGAUGCGAGUAUGGGGCGAUGACAUCGGUUCGAUGGAGCAAAAAACUACUAUCCCCAGCGUGCGGUUCACGGAUGUUGCUUCUGGCAAUUCCUCCGUCGACACCGCCACCACUCUGCAGCCCUUCGAAGUCAGAAUCUCACUCAAACAAAACUCAGGUUUAACCUGGCCAUUGCAUGUUUAUGGCUAUGUCGCCGCGCGUGAUUUGGUGGAUAACAAGCGCAUCAUCAUCUUUGAGCGUGAAGAGGAUGAAUGCCAAAUCAUCAUGGAGGGGGUUCUUUCCAACUUUCCAUACCUAGCACUGACUGGUCCUACACGUGCUGUUGUGCUGAUUGAUCCUGUGUACUUUGAAAUUGACCUCAAAGUGAAAGGAAUCGGGCAAUCUGAGGAUCAAGAUCUAAUCUACGUAGCUAGUCCGUUCAGUAAUACUCAGCCUCUUGAUUCAGCCGUUUUUAAAUGGGUCUACACGGGCAAGAUCAGCACGGUUGAGUUGACAUUUGGCCUGAUUCGUAGGUCAGUAGAGGCUGCAGUCAGUAUGAGAGUCGUCCAUGGAUCAUGGCCAGAUGGUUUCUGUGGUUGUUUUGUUGCAAGAACUGCCAGUAUAAAUGACCUGACAAUUGGGUUGCUUGUGAUCGGUGAUAAUGGGUUGCGUCUUGCUGAUGAUGGCACGAUCAAGCUACAACGCAAUGUUGUUUGUGCUGAAAUUAGAAACGGGGAGUAUCUGGAAGUUUCUGUCGGUGCAUAUGGUGUUGGUGGGCAACGAUUUGAUGACACUCUAUUUUUUACACCUCAGGAACGCGGUAGACUCAAAUGUGCACUUCAUGUUGGUACAUGUGAGAUUGAGGUCACUGUAACCUGGUUCCUUAUCAAGUCGUUCUAGAAGGACUUAACUGGUGUCUGGGCGAGUUUACCCUCUUGUACAAGUUUAAUCUCUCUCUAAUAAUAAAGCAAAUACGGUUUUUAUCGUC
This is a messenger RNA of Hordeum vulgare subsp. vulgare (domesticated barley), 1445 nucleotides long. RefSeq lists its product as uncharacterized. NCBI's taxonomy places the organism in Eukaryota, Viridiplantae, Streptophyta, Magnoliopsida, Poales, Poaceae. The record is from RefSeq and is a predicted model, not a curated record. Bases 260 to 1357 code for a protein of 365 amino acids. The transcript has 3 exons.